GCGAGGGGCGCGCCGCGACGGAGCCGCGCCGCAAUGCUCACAGACGUGACGCCGUCCGUGGGCCGGCCGCCCGGCCAGCUAUACGCACAGACCGUCCGAGAUGGCUCGGUGGAGGUUGUCGGUCUGGCUAAGGGCAAAGUGUGGCCCAGUGUCAGUGUCGAGGAGAUCCUGGAUCACCCGAGCUUGCGCGGCACGCCGCUAGCGAUGCUGGCGGCGCAGUGCAACAAGCUGUCCAGCAAGUCGCCGCCCCCGCUGGCCGACGCCGCCGUCGGCAAAGGCUUCCACCCCUGGAAGAAGUCGCCGCAGCAGGGCGGCGCCGCCACCACCGGCGCCAGUGGCGCGCCGGGCGGCGGCAGCGGCAACAACAACAACAAUAACAACAACAACGGCGCCGGCGUGGGCGGCGCGGGCGGCGUGGCGCGCUCCAUGGCCGUCAGCUCGAGCGCCAGCUACGCGGGUCGACCCGUCAUGACGACGGCUGGCUGCGCCGUCGGCGUCUCGUCGGCUGGCGGAUACGGCGCGCCCGUCUCCUCUGGCGGAGACCUCUACUUCCCCGGGCAGCCCAUGACCACGUCGCCAGAAGCUGGCGGCGGAGCCGGGGGCGGAGGCACGCCUGGAGGCGGCGGCGGGGGCGGAGGCGCCGCUGUCGCUGCGCAUCAGGCAGCUCUUCUGGGGAAGGUGGACGUGUACCCGCGGCACCCCUACGAGUCGUGGCCGUUCAACGCGAUGCCGGGCGCGGCGGCGGCGCACCCGGGGGCGCUGAAGGCGGCGGGCGACGCGUGGUGGGACGUGCACUCCGCGGCGGCAGCGGGCGGCUGCGGCUGGCUCGACAUGAGCGGCGCCACGGCGCACGCGCAGAUGGCCGCCGCCAACUACGCCGCCGCCGCCGCCACGUCGGCCGCCGCCGCCUCCGUCGCCGACUACUCCACGCUCAGCCACACGCUCGCCGCCAGCAACCACCUGCUCUCCGCCGCCGGCGGACACAACCUGCUGCAGGACACGUACAAGUCGAUGCUGCCGGGCGCGGCGCAGGGCGCCUUCGGGCUGCACGCGCACCACGCGCACGCGCACGCGCACGCGCCGUCGCCGUCGCCGGUGUCUGCCGCGGCGUCGCUGCCGCCGCAGGUGCCGUCGCCGCGCUCGCAGCGCCGCUACACGGGCCGCGCCACCUGCGACUGCCCCAACUGCCAGGAGGCGGAGCGCCUCGGGCCCGCAGGCGUGCACCUGCGCAAGAAGAACAUCCACAGCUGCCACAUCCCCGGCUGCGGGAAGGUGUACGGCAAGACCUCGCACCUGAAGGCGCACUUGCGCUGGCACACGGGGGAGCGGCCGUUCGUGUGCAACUGGCUCUUCUGCGGCAAGCGCUUCACGCGCUCCGACGAGCUGCAGCGCCACCUGCGCACGCACACGGGCGAGAAGCGCUUCGCGUGCCCCGUGUGCAACAAGCGCUUCAUGCGCUCCGACCACCUGGCCAAGCACGUGAAGACGCACAACGGCGGCGGCUCCGGCUCCGGCUCCAAGAAGGGCAGCUCCGAGUCGUGCUCCGACUCGGAGGACGGCGCGUCGCAGCCGGCGGCGUCUCCCGCGUCCGUGGCGCACACGCCCCCGCUCGAUGACGUCAAGCCCCCGGGGCUGGUCUGAGCCCGGUGGGGUCCCGCGCUGCUGUACCCGCCCUACCACCACUAGCAGCCGCCGGACCCCGCCCCGGACACGACGCCCGGCCACCCAGCACCGCUGCCCGCCGACGCCCACUGCCGGGGAAGACGCCCGCACGAGACACCGCCGCCUCCGGCGUCAGUGUCCGAUCCGACGUUUGCCGCUGUGCUCCGGCGCCAGCCGAUUACCGAGUACACAAAUCCACAUCAGACAUGUCUGGUAUUCCCCCUUUGCGGACCUUCGAUCGUCUUUGAGAUAAUCGAAUAAUGGAACAGAAUCGCGGUUGUCUACAUUACAUCAACACACAAGUUACGUCCGAAACGCCAAACUGUACAACAUUUCCCUCGUACCACGUCUGCAGCUAUAAUCAGAACUGAUCUAAUGGUAACUUUACAUCUAUUGUCAACCGUCAUUUACACGGGACAAUUUUUCACUUACUAUUUAUACUGAAUCGGUGAAGAAUGAGACUUUUGCGAAGAGUCCGAUUGAUUUCGUAACAGUAGUGCAGGAGUUGGAGUGACAUCUCAGACAGCUCAGUAAUACCAUUGCCUGCAAAACAUUAUAAUCCAGAAUGAGAUUUUCACUCUGCAGCGGAGUGUGCGCUGAUAUGAAACUUCCUGGCAGAUUAAAACUACCGUGACUCGAACUCGGGAUCUUUGCAAGUGCUCUACCAAUGAGCUACCC
Schistocerca piceifrons (Central American locust) is the source of this 2340-nucleotide messenger RNA. Its product is annotated as transcription factor Sp8-like. Lineage: Eukaryota; Metazoa; Arthropoda; Insecta; Orthoptera; Acrididae. Bases 34 to 1641 code for a protein of 535 amino acids. Gene Ontology annotation, biological process: regulation of transcription by RNA polymerase II. The transcript is spliced from 6 exons. The record is from RefSeq and is a predicted model, not a curated record. Gene Ontology annotation, molecular function: RNA polymerase II cis-regulatory region sequence-specific DNA binding; DNA-binding transcription factor activity, RNA polymerase II-specific.